Messenger RNA from Rhagoletis pomonella (apple maggot), 2099 nucleotides. RefSeq names its product protein unzipped (gene uzip). The coding region runs from base 210 to 1748 and encodes 512 amino acids. The record is from RefSeq and is a predicted model, not a curated record. NCBI's taxonomy places the organism in Eukaryota, Metazoa, Arthropoda, Insecta, Diptera, Tephritidae. The transcript is spliced from 5 exons.
UAAUUAUGGAGGGAGUGAUUAAAGAUAGUCUACAAAAGUCUACAAAAAUACAACUUUAAGGGAAACUUCUUUCCACAAUCAAGCAAUCAAUCAACAAUACAACAAACACUGUAAAGUAAAGGGCAUUGUAUUUGUCCGACCAACAUUCUCUGAACAACUGUAUCAUCACUAUUUGAGCACACUUCAAAACGCGACGAAAGAACUUCAAAAUGUUGACAAAUAGUCGACGAAACAAGAUGCAGCAAAAGCUCUUUCCAGCGCCUUGUCGCUACAGCUGUACACUCAAACCGCUUUUGCUAGCGGCCGCAAUUAUGUUAGUGCAUUCAAUUGCACCGUCUAGCGCCAGCGUACAUCCGGUACUCACAUACACAAACGCAUCCACACAGCUGGGUCAACUGGUCACCUCCAGCACUUUGGUGUGGGAGACGUACGACCCAAAGGAUCCCAAGCAGCUAAAGUUUGCGGUCGAGGGCGGUAAAUACAUUACCGAGGACGAACACUAUCCCAUCUAUGUGUGUCGUGUGACCAUCGAGGGCAUCACCACCAGCGGUCAUACGGAGAAGAUACUACAAUCACAUGUUUGUGUGGCGGCACAUUACAAGCAUGGCAAGUACGAACAGUUCGAUGUGUUGGUGAAUAAGGGGCACCUUGGCAAGAUUAUGUGGAAGCAUUGGCGUAAAUUCAAUGCUGGCAUACCCAUUGGCGCCAUACGCAUCGGAGAGGAUGACUAUAUUGGCCGCCAUAAAGCGCCAUCAACGGGCGAGAGCGGCGCUGAGCAUCGCGGUGCCGAUUAUAAUUUGGGUCGUUUGGAUCCAUUGGGUUUGGGUAAAAUCAAGGUUAUUGAAAGUGGUCGCGAUAAGGACUAUGAUGAGGGUGAGGUGUUGAUCGAGACCGAACCGUUUCGUUAUGAAUUGCGAGACAUCAAAUUGGAUAGCAUACGGCUGGAUAUGCGUGAGAACAUCACUGAUUUGGCUUCCAGCGUGCUGGCCAACCGUGGCGAUAUGUACAUCCUAGUAGAGUCCGUUAUGACUUACGAAUUUGAUUAUGUGCAGUACUGGGGCUCACACGAAGGCGUGGCACGUGGCUUGCCCACAAAAGUCUACGAGAAAGAUGUCACCGUGCCAACCGAAGUCAAAUGGGGUUUGAAAUAUGUCGAAAAACGAUCCGAAACGAAGUCGGUGCAUACAAAACUCUGGCCAGGCACAGCUUUAAAUGUUACCUUGAAGGGUAAUUAUGUGACGCUGGAAGCACCCUACAGCGCCAAAUUGUAUGCUUUCUAUUAUGGCAUUGACGAUAGCGUGUCGCGCAAGAUCACAGCGGAGGUGCGCAAAAGCUACUUGAAAGACGUCAAACUUGAAUUCAGUCCCGUCUAUUGGAUUGAGAAUGGCACCUUUGUACCGACCACUACCACAACUUCAACCACAUCCACUUCCACCACUACGAAUCCCACUACAACCAGCCGCGAACCAGUGCCUAUGCAUGAACCACCAGUCGUGCAAUUGAAAAAUAUCGGCGAAACACAUUCGGGUCCCGAUUCGUUGGAGAAAUCGUUGCAGGACUCACCGCUCAGCAAUGAGAUACCCAGCGAUGUACCCGAGAAUUUGGCUGCCGAACAGCAAAAGACUUUACUGGCUGGCGUAACGGUAACAGGUAGUGGGCAACAACAAUUACAACAACAAAUAUAUGCGCUGCUCAUAGCGCUGUUUGCGGUGACGCUGUGCGAGCGUAUGACGCUGCGACGCAUUUAGAUUGACUUGGUGACCGCGCGAAGGGAAUUAGCUGGCGUUUGGAUGCAGAGUUGUUGAGGACUGGCGAAGUGUUGGGCAGCUUUCGGAGUGGGGUGUUGUAGGCUUAAGUGAUUCAAAUGGAAGUUUUGCAUAUGAUUUGCUAGCUGUUGCGCCUGCAGCUGGCUAGUGCAGCGCUGUUUGUUUAUUUUUCUAUUUUUUUAUUAUUAUUUUUUUUUUUAACAAAGCUUAGUAGUCGAGUAUUGUAUUUGAAAGUUCACUUUUGAGUUUACGAGUUCGAAUUCGUUUUCUUUGUUAGCUACUGAUAAAUUUUGAGCUAAGAAAUGCAUAUUUUAAAAUCAAAAAAAAAAAAGG